Messenger RNA from Lathyrus oleraceus (garden pea), 1865 nucleotides. RefSeq names its product trihelix transcription factor ENAP1. Lineage: Eukaryota; Viridiplantae; Streptophyta; Magnoliopsida; Fabales; Fabaceae. The coding region runs from base 429 to 1490 and encodes 353 amino acids. The transcript has a single exon. The record is from RefSeq and is a predicted model, not a curated record.
AGAAACCAAAAUUCACCCACCAUACCAUAACCAAAACCAAAGCAAGAAAUGACAUGUGACCCACUUUUUAAAAAUUUAAAUUUGAAGACAUUAGUCUAGACUAUAGCCAAAGUCCCACACCCACAAAACAUGUAUCUAAUUUUGUUGAUCACCAUCAUGAUGAUAAUAACAACAACCAAAGUCAGAGGUGUGGACCUCUCCACCCCUCCGCGCACGUUAGCCCUUACUUCCCUCUCACCUAAGCGGUGGUGGCCUCCUCAUCCACCCACGUCACUUUUCCUGCCGCACCACCCUCUUUAACCCAACCCACCCACCCACCAUGUCACCCUUUUUUUCUCCCGAUAUAUUCCCCUCUCUCCCUCCUCCUCCACCAUCACCACAACCCUAAAAGUCUAUUUUCUCCCCCUUUGCUAUCUUACGCCACAACCAUGGCCUCUUCUCCUACCGAUUCAAACCCUCCUUCCGCCGUUCCCCUCCCACUUUCCUUACCUGCCCCACCACCACCAACCACCUCCCGUCGUCUUCCUCCACCCUGCUGGACACCUGAGGAAACAUCUGCCCUAAUCGAUGCUUACCGUGACAAAUGGUACUCCCUCGGCCGUACCAAUCUCAAAGCCAUCCAUUGGCAGGAAGUUGCCGACGCUGUCACCGCUCGUUGCCCUAAUGCUUCGCCCACCAAUAAAACCGCCGUUCAGUGCCGUCACAAAAUGGAGAAACUCAGGAAACGUUACCGAUCUGAGAUUCAACGGCUCAGAUCUCUCCCGAUUCCGCGAUCUCGUUCUUCUUCCUCAUGGGUUCAUUUCAAAUCCAUGGAUUCCAUGGAAAAAGGUCCUUCUCCGCCUUCUCCACCUUCUCCACCACCAAAACUUGAAAAUCAUAACCAUCUCAACCACCGUGAAACCCUAGUUGAUAACGAUGAUCUCGACGAUGACGAUCUAUACGAGGAACUCCGAAGCGCUGCUGGCGGAGGUUCUGGAAACAACAGAAAUCUUGAUAAAUUCUACCGGAACGGAUCUUCCGGCGGUGGAUUCCGGAUCCGGAUCCCAACCGGUGUGAGUGUUGCACAACCUGGAUCUAAAUUCUACGGUGGCCACCAUCAGAAAAUGAACAUGAAUAGUAACCAGACGGAAUCUGGUUCUCGCGGUUAUAUUAACGGUGGAACUAGGCUUGUGAAGGAGAAGAUUGGGUUGGGGAAGAGAGAGAGGGAAAGAGAGGUAGAGAAAGAAAGAGACCCUACUGGUGAAAUGGUGAAUGCUAUUAAGGUUUUGAGAGAUGGCUUUGUGAGGAUGGAGCAUAUGAAGAUGGAGAUGGCUAGAGAGAUCGAAACGAUGCGAAUGGAGAUGGAGAUGAAACGAACUGAAAUGAUUCUUGAGUCUCAGCAGAGGAUUGUUGAAGCAUUCGCCAAAGCGGUAUCGGAGAAGAACAAGAAGAGGAAACUACAUAAGGGUAAUAGUAACAUCAACAACAUAGCUUCGCCUUCGGAAUCGUAGAUAUCUAUAAAUGAUAAUGAUGAAAAUAAAGGUUGGAGCUUUUUUCGAUUCUGUGUUUGCACUUGCAGCCCCAUGAGAUGAAAUCAUGCUUGUUUUUAUGUUCAGUAGUUUAGAUUUUGUUUUAGGCAGGUUGAUAUAAUGAUGUUACUUGCUAUAUUCAUAUGUCGACCACUCUUUUUUAUUUUGUUUAUGGUAAAUUUUGGAACUUGAUUAUAGCUUUAGAUUAAUAUAUUGUUGGGCGAGUUUCUUUUUCUAGUGUUGUUGCCUUGUAUUUAAAUUGUUAUAGGAUGAUGUUUUGACUCGGGGAAACAUAGUUUCAUAUUGAACUUGUAUGGUAUCUCUUGACUAAGUUAUGGAUUUUAUGUGCUUAAUUUA